This is a messenger RNA of Sciurus carolinensis (gray squirrel), 858 nucleotides long. RefSeq names its product GPN-loop GTPase 1-like. Gene Ontology annotation, molecular function: ATP hydrolysis activity; GTPase activity. Lineage: Eukaryota; Metazoa; Chordata; Mammalia; Rodentia; Sciuridae. The record is from RefSeq and is a predicted model, not a curated record.
AUGACUGAGGUAACUAACCAUAUGGAAAAAUCCAGUGCUGAAAGAGAGCAAAUGAGCAAUAGCACGUUCUUAAAAUACACAUUUUGUGGAAGCGUGUGUGAGGCAAAGGUACACAUUAAGAUUAAAUUUCGGGAGACCAGGACGAAGAUUGCGGCGCCUGUGGCUGCGGCGGGGCCCGGGGCUUCGGGAGCUCCUCAGCUCCCUGUGUGUCUGUUGGUGUUGGGAAUGGCGGGUUCCGGGAAAACCACCUUUGUACAGAGGCUCACGGGACACCUGCGUAGGCAAAGCUCUCCACCUUACAUGAUCGACUUGGACCCACCUAUACACGAAAUCCCCGUUCCUGCCAAUAUCGAUAUUCAUGACACUGUGAAGUAUAAAGAAGUAAUGAAACAAUAUGGUCUUGGGCCCAACGGUGGCAUAGUGACCUCUCUCAAUCUUACCAGGUUUGAUCAGGUCAUGAAAUUUAUUGAGAAGGCUGAGAACACAUCUAAAUAUGUCUUGAUCGACACACCUGGACAGAUUGAGGUAUUCACCUGGUCUGCUUCUGGGACAAUCAUUACUGAGGCCCUGGCAUCUUCAUUCCCAACAGUUGUCAUCUAUGUGAUGGACACAUCAAGAAGUACUAAUCCAGUGACCUUCAUGUCAAAUAUGCUGUAUGCCUGCAGCAUCUUGUACAAAACCAAACUGCCUUUCAUUGUGGUCAUGAACAAAACUGACAUCAUUGAUCACAGCUUUGCAGUGGAAUGGAUGCAGGACUUUGAGGCUUUCCAAGAUGCCUUGAAUCAAGAAACUACAUACAUCAGUAACCUGACUCGCUCAGUUUACUACAUGUACUUCCAACUUCAGAAUUUUGUUUAG